Messenger RNA from Colius striatus (speckled mousebird), 4761 nucleotides. It is a transcript of the gene GUCY1A1, whose product is annotated as guanylate cyclase 1 soluble subunit alpha 1. Gene Ontology annotation, cellular component: guanylate cyclase complex, soluble. Gene Ontology annotation, molecular function: heme binding; guanylate cyclase activity. The record is from RefSeq and is a predicted model, not a curated record. NCBI's taxonomy places the organism in Eukaryota, Metazoa, Chordata, Aves, Coliiformes, Coliidae. The coding region runs from base 348 to 2414 and encodes 688 amino acids. The transcript is spliced from 9 exons. Gene Ontology annotation, biological process: response to oxygen levels; cGMP biosynthetic process.
CUGGUGCGAAAUAUACAGCGAUUCGAGGCUGGAAGCGAUGGUGGGAGCUCGCCGAGGUCUUCAGCCACGAGGGGUACUUCGGCGGCCUUUGUGCAUUGUGAGGCUUUCUGAGAAUUUGCUCUCUGCUAGUGCCCGUCAAGCUAAUUAGACCCAUUCAGAUUUGUUUUACUCCAUUAUACUUAGGGGUACACAUUUGUUCCUGUGGUGAUUUGUAGCUACCAAUAAUCUCUGACAGUUGUUGCCUUAUCUACUAUUCUGGCAUCUUCUGCUCUUGUUUGUAAAUAGAAGAGAACUAUUAAAACACAAAUCCAAGUACUCUUAAUCUCAAGAGAGAGAGUUUGUACAGUAUGUUCUGUACAAAACUGAAAGACUUGAAGAUCACAGGAGAAUGUCCUUUCUCCUUACUUACUCAAAGUCACAUUACUGAGGAACAUGACAAGGACUGCACAGAAAACAGCUCUAGAGCAGCUUUGCCCAUCUGCAAAGAAGUCCACGAAAAAGAUGCUCAAGGAAACCUUCCGCAAAGGAAAACGAGCAGAAGUAGAGUGUAUCUGCACACAUUAACUGAAAGCAUCUGCAAACUAAUCUUUCCUGAGUUUGAAAGGCUAAAUCUUGCACUUCAGAGAGCACUUGCAAAACACAGAAUAAAAGAAACCAGAAUAACUGGGGACAGAGAAGAUUUUGAAAAAAUAAUCAGUGAUCAUGCCAGUGCCGCAGGUAUUCCCGUGGAGUCUCUACAGGAAUCUCUUGGUGAAGAGCUAUUCAAAAUAUGCUAUGAAGAGGAUGAACACAUAUUAGGGGUUAUUGGAGGAACCCUUAAAGACUUCUUGAACAGUUUCACUACUCUGCUGAAGCAGAGUGGCCACAGCCAAGAAGCAGGAAAAAAAGACAGACUUGAAGAUGCCUCAAUAUUAUGCCUGGAGAAAGAUCAGGACUUCUUAAAUGUGUAUUAUUUCUUUCCUAAGAAAAUCACGAGUCUUAUUCUAUCUGGUAUUAUUAAAGCAGCAGCUCAUAUUUUGUAUGAAACUGAAGUAGAAGUGAUGCUUAUGCCUCCUUGUUUCCAUAAUGACUGCACUGAGUUUGCUAAUCAGCCUUAUUUACUGUACUCUAUACAAGUCAAAAGUGCUAAACCUUCCCUAUCUCCAUGUAAACCACAGUCUUCACUUGUGAUUCCUGCCUCUGUGUUCUGUAAGACUUUCCCAUUUCAUUUUAUGUUUGACAAGGAUAUGUCAGUUCUUCAAAUUGGAAAUGGGAUAAGAAGACUUUUGACCAGGAGAGAGUUUCAAGCCAAGCCCAGCUUUGAAGAGUAUUUUGAAAUUCUUACUCCCAAAGUAAGCUGCACUUUUAGUGGAAUAAUGACAAUGCUAAACAUGCAGUUUACGGUACGAGUGAGAAGAUGGGAUAAUACUGAUAUGAAAUCAUCCAUGGUAAUGGAUCUUAAAGGCCAAAUGAUCUAUAUUUUUGAAUCCAGUGCCAUCCUAUUCUUGGGAUCUCCUUGUGUGGAUAGACUAGAAGAUUUUACAGGACGCGGAUUGUACCUCUCAGAUAUUCCCAUUCACAACGCAUUGAGAGAUGUUGUUCUGAUAGGAGAGCAGGCCAGAGCUCAGGAUGGACUGAAGAAGAGGUUAGGAAAGCUAAAAGCAACCCUUGAGAAGGCCCAUCAAGCACUUGAAGAAGAAAAGAAGAAGACUGUAGAUCUUCUGUUUUCGAUUUUUCCUGGAGAGGUUGCUCAGCAGCUGUGGCAAGGACAAGUUGUGCAAGCCAAGAAAUUUAAUAAUGUCACAAUGCUUUUCUCUGACAUUGUUGGAUUCACAGCCAUCUGCUCCCAAUGCUCACCGAUGCAGGUUAUCACCAUGCUUAAUGAGCUUUACACUCGCUUUGAUUACCAAUGUGGAGAGCUAGAUGUCUACAAGGUUGAGACUAUUGGAGAUGCCUACUGUGUUGCUGGAGGUUUACACAAAGAAAGUGAAACACAUGCUGUUCAAAUAGCAUUGAUGGCCCUGAAGAUGAUGGAGCUAUCAGAUGAAGUGGUGACUCCCCAUGGAGAGCCUAUCAAGAUGCGUAUUGGCCUUCAUUCUGGAUCUGUCUUUGCUGGUGUUGUUGGUGUUAAAAUGCCCCGUUACUGCCUUUUUGGAAAUAAUGUAACCCUUGCCAAUAAGUUUGAAUCUUGCAGUAUACCUAGAAAAAUAAAUGUGAGCCCAACAACUUACAGGUUGCUAAAGGAAUAUCCUGGUUUUGUGUUCACACCUCGCUCAAGAGAAGAGCUUCCACCAAAUUUUCCCAGCGAUAUCUCUGGAAUUUGCUAUUUUCUGGAUGCUUUCGUUCAAGGAACAAACUCACAGACUUGGUUUCAAAAGAAAGAUUUGGGAGAUGGCAAUGCCAAUUUUUUGGGUGAGGAAACAGGAAUAGACUAAAUUGUACAUUCACAAGUGUAUAGAAUGCAUUUAUAAAUAUCCUGAUUUUUUGUAUAAGUUGAAAAUUUUUCAAAAUGUAUGAAACAUGAAAGCACUUUAGAAAGUUAACUCCUGAAAGCCAGUAUUAAAAUUUCAGGAAGUAUGUCACUGACUACUUUUUAUUUUUCCUUUGCGUAAGGAACAUAAUCACUAAAACAAUGUUGCAACUUCACUGUUGGAAAUGCUUAUUAAAAACUACAUUUUCCCUGUGGUGAUUUGUAAGUGCUAUGUAACAACUCUCGCAGUUCUAUCUGUGCUGAGAAUUCUAGAUGUAUUGUACAUGCAGUGUGUCAGGAAAUGUAAUGUGCAAGUGAUGCGACCACAUGCAGUGUUGUGAGCUGGUGCUUAUCGAUGACUAUUGAAAUGUUUUUUCUUAGUGAUUCUCUAAAAAAAAAAAUCCAUUAAAAUACUGUCAUUGCUAUCACAUACUACUUCCAGUGCAUCAUUUGGGCCCCAUCCUAGAAGAUGCUGACCAUCUUCUAACACUGACUGGAGUCAAUGUUUUGAGAGUGCUCAGCAGCUUCUGGAUCAGGCUGCUAAUUGUAGCUAAUACAUAUAAACUUAGCAGACUUUGCUGCUUACUGCUUCAUGAAUUUUAUUUUGUGUAUAAGAUGACUAUAGAUUAAAACACUGUAUAUUCACAUACUAAAGUCUCUGUAACCAUCAAACAAUAUUUUAGUUCUUGGGGUUUUUUAAAUACUUUACAAAAAUAAUAAUAUCCACUUGCUAUUAUGUAUUAUAGCAAUAAAUGUUUUCUUUUGUUGUCAUUUAAAUUUGAAGUGUUUUAAAAGAAAUGUAAUAAAAUGUGCUUUGGAGUGUUUGCUCAGAAAGGAAGUGCCAGACCGUUUAAAAUGGAACAGAAGCACACUUGUUAAAAGCUAUCAUCCUUAUUCAAGGACAGCAGUGUGGGUAUGGCUUGUUACUGAAAUGCUUAUGGUAUACUCAGUUUAAAGUUGCCAGAAGAAUCUACAAGUGAACAGAAAUGUUUUAAAACAUAUAAAUAAAUACACAAAGUAUUAAUAUUACUACAGUACAAGCUUUUCUGAUGUGGAUGGUGGAACAUGAGGGGAGAGCUCUCAAGAGUCUGCCUCUAGAACUGUCAGAACAGAGUUAGUUACAUGUCCUGAGUUUUGCACUCUGCCUCUUUAGCUAACAUCUGUCUACCCAGAAAUUUCUCAGUGCUGCACAGUUUGAUGCCAGCUACAGACUAGAGAACUGCACUGCUUACACACAUAUUAAUAUUUGCAGUAGUAUCAAAUAUUGUUAUUCUAACCUCUUAAACUCUUGAAUUUUGGCAUAUCAAGCCAUAAAAUUAUUUCUUCAAACUACUUGCCACUUAAUCAGAUUUUGUUCUCUGAAUAUUUAAAAGGAGCAAUUGCAGUAUGCUAAGGUGCUAUUUUGUUCAUUUUCUGAACACAACUGGUUCAUUCUGAAGCUUGAUGUACUAUUUCAUCCUACUAUUUUGCAGUAGAAACCCAUACAGAACAUGUGACAUCAACCUUAAGAAAAAUCCUUACAAGGGACUAGCAAUAAGAACAUAUUAAAAGUAUACUUACUCCAGAUUUCCUAUAAGCAGCAUUUGAACAAAACUUGAAACAUGGAGUUCUGAUAGUGGUUGAGGUCUGCUAUAUCCAUGCAAGAUACUUAGCAAUAAUUCUGUGACACAAAAUGGAACCUGAAAGUCUCCCUAUGUACUAUACAUAUACACAUCUCUCUCUUGCACGUGAUAGAUAUAUAUAUAUAUAUAUAUAUAUAUAUAUAUAUAUACACACACGCACAACACAUAGCAGUGUUUCAAUAUAAAAAGAACUAUGCAAAUCUUGGCAAUUGAUCUUUCCAGUUUUAUUUUGGUUGAAAAAUUCUGUUCUAUUGACAUAAAAAUCUAGUCCCAUGUGGCUGCUCCUGUAUUUAAAAAUGUGGGAGUGUAUGACUGCUGACUCUUCAAUAAGCUUACGAUAUUAAGCCAAUAAUGACUGAAGUCAGUAGGAAUCUAUCCAUCCCUGUCCUGUUGAAUAUUAAAAAACAAGCAGGCUUUUAGAUAAAAAAUAUUUAUUUUUCCCUAUCUACCUAAUGGAGGGCACUCUUACGAGUGAAUUUCCUUUUGCUUAACUGGAUGAUGGCCAUUCUUAAAGCUAGAUUUCAUGUAAAUCUGUCAUUUGGUAGGAUGUUCAGCAUGGUAGUUCCUGGCACCUUCCCAAGUGUACAUCUAUUUAAAAAAAAAGUGCCCUCAGCCAGAGUUCUUAUUACAGAUCAAAUUCAUCGUCCAUCAUUCCUUUUUAUAACUCCCUUAUUUUUAAUAGACCAUACA